GGUACGAAAUACCAAUCCUGUCUGCCAUUUCCAAUUACCUAAAUCUUAGCUGUAAACACACAACCUCCCACCUCAAGUCUGCAACUUUCACCUUCUAGAAAUUACUGCAAUAUCAUUCACACACACCCACUGCUUCAACACCCUUUCAUGGAGAAUCUCUCUCGCUCUUUCUUCCUUUCCCAUAUCAAUCGUCAAUCCAAUCUCAAUUUCAAGAAAUAAACGAGCCCCACCCAAUAAUCACUCCUGCAUUUACUCUUUUAACCUAUACUUGAAAAUGUCCAUCUUCUUCUUCGUUUUCCCCUUCAUUUUCAUGUUAAGAUGUACAAAAUCUGGCAUCGAAGCCACCGACACUGCCGUCCACAACCGCCGGACGCUGCACCAACCGUUCUUCCCACAAGAUUCACCCGGUGUACCUCCGUCGUCGUCGUCAUCUGAUGUACCGUUUACACCUAACCCCACUACGACAAACCCAUCGCCGCCGGAUGGUCAGCCGUUUUUCCCAUCUAUUCCAUCUCCCCCGCCUCCGCCGUCUGAGUCGACUACGUCUGCUUCUUUUCCGGCUAAUAUAUCCUCACUCAACCUUCCCACUUCCCCCAAAUCGAAACCGGUUUCAUCAAAACUCAUCGCGACUGCGGUUACACUGGUGAUUGCUGCCGCCAUUGUUAUAGCAAUCGUUGUUUAUUUACGGAUUAAGAAGCGAAGAGGGUAUGAUCAAGAUUCUAGAUCUUUUAGCGAUGAGAAAACUCGUAGAUCCGACAGUAGUACUAGAGUAGUUGUUAGUUGUAAUGUUAAUAAUGGUGGCGGUGGUGGUAGUGAUAACAGUUCUAAUCGGAUUCCGAAGCUCACUCGGCCGUCGCAAACUAGUGCUGAAUUUCUUUAUCUUGGUACGCUUGUUAAUUCUCACGGUGGAAUUGAUUCUACUAAAUCAAGCGCUCGUGAUAAUCCUGCUGAUGGUGAUUCAAAUCUGCGAAAACUGGAUUCGCCGGAACUCCGCCCAUUGCCGCCUCUUGUAAGUGUCGGUGGUAACGGAGGACGGACUCAAAGCAAUCUUAGGAAUGAUAAUUUUGAAAAUGCGGAUGCUGAAUCUUCUAGAGAUGAAGAACUUGAAGAGUUCUAUUCUCCAAGAGACUCGAUCGGCACCGGAUCCGGUUCUAGAGCAGCGUUCGCCGCCGUGCCGGUUGAUACUUAUGACUCGCGGAGAAUAAUUGGGUCCGGUUCUUCCUCAUCAUGCUCAUCUUCAAGUUCGGGUUCUCCGGCAAGGUCUGUUUCUCUAAGUAUUUCGCCGCCGGUUAGCUUGAGUCCAAUAAGAUCAAGGCCAAAAUCGCCGGACCUUGAUGCAAUUCAAACUGCUCCGCCGCCGACUCGCUUAGCUCCUCCGCCCCCACCACCGCCGCCACAGCCUCUGGUAAUCCCUCCUCCAGAUAUCCGAUUAAGCAAAGACAGCCUAGAGUCUUCUCCCAGACUAUCAGAUUCAUCAAGUGAACAAUACUCACCUCCGCCAGCUAGAAUUCCGCCACCUCCACCACCACCACCACCACCAAAGCACUGGGAAAACCCAAGUCCAAGAACUCCAACACCACCAGUUCGACCGCCAGUCUUAAUCACACCGGCAAGACCCAUACCACCAAUCCACGAUCAACCACUGGUUUCACCAAUUGAAUUGCUGCCGGAAAAUCAAGAAAAUCAUGAGACCCCAAAACCAAAGUUAAAACCACUUCACUGGGAUAAAGUAAGAGCAAGCUCCGAUCGUGAAAUGGUCUGGGAUCAACUCAAGUCUAGCUCGUUUAAAUUAAAUGAGGAAAUGAUCGAGUCAUUAUUCAUCGUAAAGACACCAAACUCAAGUAAUUCCAACGAAACAUCCACCACAAAACGCCCAAUUCUUCCCUCACCCAGUGGACAAGAAACCCGCGUUCUUGAUCCUAAAAAAUCCCAAAACAUUGCGAUUUUACUCAGGGCACUUAACGUGACAAUUGAGGAAGUUUGUGAUGCACUUUUAGAAGGCAAUGCAGAUACUCUUGGAACAGAGCUUCUUGAGAGUUUAUUAAAAAUGGCUCCAACGAAAGAAGAAGAACGGAAGCUGAAAGAGUAUAAAGAUGAUACACCCAUGAAGCUUGGGCCAGCUGAAAAGUUUCUGAAAGCUGUUCUUGAUGUACCGUUUGCUUUUAAACGAGUCGAUGCAAUGCUUUACAUAUCCAAUUUUGAUUCAGAGGUCGAGUACCUUAAACGCUCUUUUCAGACACUCGAGGUAGCAUGUGAAGAACUUAGAAACAGCCGAAUGUUUUUAAAACUUCUGGAAGCGGUUCUGAAAACCGGGAACCGAAUGAAUGUCGGGACGAAUCGCGGUGAUGCACACGCGUUCAAACUCGACACACUUCUCAAACUCGUUGAUGUCAAGGGCACAGAUGGAAAAACAACUCUUUUGCAUUUUGUUGUUCAAGAAAUAAUCAAAAGCGAAGGGGCCCGCCUAUCAAAUACCGAAACUAACCCCGAUGACACCAAAUCCCGUAAGCUCGGUCUUCAAAUCGUUGCGGGGAUAAGUUCGGAACUUUCAAAUGUCAAAAAAGCCGCAUCCAUGGAUUCCGAGGUUCUUAAUAGCGAUGUCAUGAAGCUUUCCAAGGGUAUUUCGGACAUUAUCCAGGUUGUUAGGUUAAAUGACACAACAACGCCCUUAGAGACGAGAUUUUCGGGGUCGAUGAAUGGGUUUUUGAAGAUGGCGGAAGAGGAGAUUAUUAGGAUUCAAGCUCAAGAAAGUGUUGCGCUUUCUUUAGUGAAAGAAAUCACAGAGUAUUUCCAUGGGAAUUCAGCUAAAGAAGAAGCUCAUCCGUUUAGAAUCUUUAUGGUGGUGAGAGAUUUCUUGAAUGUUCUUGAUCGUGUUUGCAAAGAAGUUGGAUCCAUAAAUGAACGGAUUGUGAUAAGUUCGGCAUAUAAGUUUCCGAUUCCGGUGAACCCGAAUUUGAAUUUGCCUCCGGUUUUUGGAUUCCAUGGAAGAAGACAAUGUAGUUCUUCGGAUGAUGAGAGUAAUUCAUCGUUCCAAAGGUCGUAGGUAUGGAUAUGGGGGUAUUUUCUUCUUUUGGGAUGUUGUAUUUGUAUACGUAAAAGUAGAAGAUUUUGAACAUUGAUUCGACUAUAGAUAUAUAUAAAUAUAUAUAAUAUGUAUGUAUGAUAUACAGAGGAGUUUGGAAGAAUAAACAAAUCUCUGUAAAAAACCUGGCAUAUCUAGUACUAAAGUUGUUCCAUGGAAUUAGAUUCUUUGUAUCUCCAAUUCCUCUGUAAAUUAAAUGUGAUUUUUUGAUAUCUCAG
This is a messenger RNA of Lactuca virosa, 3300 nucleotides long. Lineage: Eukaryota; Viridiplantae; Streptophyta; Magnoliopsida; Asterales; Asteraceae. The record is from the annotation of a GenBank genome assembly.